AUGGCUGCGUUGUGUUGGAGCCAGAAGCCAACUGUAGACCGUGACUUAGCACUUCGUGUUCUUGUGGAUCGCCGACUCGAGUUUCAACAAGGUAUGCUUGCAGCUUAUGUUGAUCUCAAGAACGCUUUCGACUCAGUACACCGGGAGAGUCUUUGGAGCCUACUGGGUCUCCGUGGGUUCCCCCCUGGAAUUAUUGGUUUGUUGUCUGGACUGUAUACAGAUACCGAGAGUGUUGUCAAGUGUGGGUCGGAGGUAUCUCUGCCUUUUCCCGGUGUCUGCUGGGGUGAGACUAGGAUGUGUCCUGCCCCAUUCCUUUUCAAUACUUGUAUGGACUGGAUACUUAGCCGUGUCAUUGACUGUAGUUCCUGUGGGGCAUCAAUCAGUGAUUCUAGCAGACACAUUGAAGGUCCUAGGAAUAGCUCUCUAGGCGAUGCAUGA
This is a messenger RNA of Penaeus chinensis, 438 nucleotides long. RefSeq lists its product as uncharacterized. The transcript is spliced from 2 exons. Lineage: Eukaryota; Metazoa; Arthropoda; Malacostraca; Decapoda; Penaeidae. The record is from RefSeq and is a predicted model, not a curated record. Bases 1 to 438 code for a protein of 145 amino acids.